AACGUUGGGACUUGGCAGCUCGCCUCCCCCUGCCCAAGGAUAUUUAAUUUGCCUCGGGAAUCGCUACUUCCAGAGGGGAACUCAGGAGGGAAGGCGCGCGCGCCUGGAGGGGUAACGCAGAGACCCCUGGCCGCCGCCGCCUGCCUGCGCCGGACUCCAGCCCGGGCGGCGAGAGAUGCAUCUUCGCUCCUUCCCGGCCUCGGCGGCUGAGGGGAGACUUGGCUCUCGGAGGAUCCGGGUUGCACUCACGCCGGACGCACUGCCUCCCCCCAGGGCAUGAAACGCCCGUAAACUCCGAUCGGAGCUAUCUCCUUGGCGCAGCCGCUGCGUCCUCCUUCGGCUGCCCCUCCCCGGCGCGGGGGACGGCGUGGAUUUCGGAGUCGGGGUUUCUGCUGCCUCCAGCCCUGUUUGCAUGUGCGGGGCCGCGGCGAGGAGCCUCCGCCCCCUACCCGGUUGUUUUUCCGCGCCUCCCUCUGCUCGGCGGCGGUGGCGGCGGCACCAUGGCGAGCCCUCCGGAGACCGACGGCUUCUCGGACGUGCGCAAGGUGGGCUACCUGCGCAAACCCAAGAGCAUGCACAAGCGCUUCUUCGUGCUGCGGGCGGCCAGCGAGGCUGGGGGCCCGGCGCGCCUCGAGUACUACGAGAACGAGAAGAAGUGGCGGCACAAGUCGAGCGCCCCCAAACGCUCGAUCCCCCUCGAGAGCUGCUUCAACAUCAACAAGCGGGCGGACUCCAAGAACAAGCACCUGGUGGCCCUCUACACCCGGGACGAGCACUUUGCUAUCGCGGCGGACAGCGAGGCCGAGCAGGACAGCUGGUACCAGGCCCUCCUGCAGCUGCACAACCGUGCCAAGGGCCACCACGACGGGGCCGCGGCCCCUGGGGCGGGAGGCGGAGGGGGCAGCUGCAGCGGCAGCUCUGGCCUCGGCGAGGCAGGGGAGGACUUGAGCUACGGGGACGUGCCCCCAGGACCUGCGUUCAAAGAGGUCUGGCAGGUGAUCCUGAAACCCAAGGGCCUGGGUCAGACAAAGAACCUGAUUGGCAUCUACCGCCUCUGCCUGACCAGCAAGACCAUCAGCUUCGUGAAGCUGAACUCGGAGGCGGCGGCCGUGGUGCUGCAGCUGAUGAACAUCAGGCGCUGUGGCCACUCAGAGAACUUCUUCUUCAUUGAAGUGGGCCGUUCCGCAGUGACGGGACCCGGGGAGUUCUGGAUGCAGGUGGAUGACUCUGUGGUGGCUCAGAACAUGCACGAGACAAUCCUGGAGGCCAUGCGGGCCAUGAGCGAUGAGUUCCGCCCUCGCAGCAAGAGCCAGUCCUCGUCCAACUGCUCCAACCCCAUCAGCGUACCCCUGCGCAGGCACCACCUCAACAACCCCCCGCCCAGCCAGGUGGGGCUGACUCGCCGCUCGCGCACCGAGAGCAUCACCGCCACCUCCCCGGCCAGCAUGGUGGGCGGGAAGCAGGGCUCCUUCCGUGUCCGUGCUUCCAGCGACGGCGAAGGCACUAUGUCCCGUCCAGCUUCGGUGGAUGGCAGUCCUGUGAGUCCUAGCACCAACAGGACCCACGCCCACCGGCAUCGGGGCAGCUCUCGGCUGCACCCCCCUCUCAACCACAGCCGCUCCAUCCCUAUGCCUUCUUCUCGAUGCUCACCUUCGGCCACUAGCCCGGUCAGUCUGUCGUCCAGCAGCACCAGUGGCCACGGCUCCACCUCAGACUGUCUCUUCCCGCGGCGGUCUAGUGCUUCUGUGUCCGGCUCCCCCAGCGAUGGCGGUUUCAUCUCCUCGGAUGAGUAUGGCUCCAGUCCCUGCGAUUUCCGAAGUUCCUUCCGCAGUGUCACCCCAGAUUCCCUGGGCCACACCCCACCGGCCCGGGGUGAGGAGGAGUUGAGCAACUACAUCUGCAUGGGAGGCAAGGGGGCCUCCACCCUCACUGCCCCCAAUGGUCACUACAUUUUGCCUCGGGGUGGCAAUGGUCACCGCUACGUCCCAGGAGCUGGCUUGGGCACGAGUCCAGCCCUGGCUGGAGAUGAAGCAGCCAGUGCUGCAGAUCUGGAUAAUCGGUUCCGAAAGCGGACUCACUCUGCUGGCACAUCUCCUACCAUUUCCCACCAGAAGACCCCAUCCCAGUCCUCUGUGGCUUCCAUUGAGGAAUAUACAGAGAUGAUGCCUGCCUACCCACCAGGAGGUGGCAGUGGAGGCCGACUGCCCGGCUACCGGCACUCGGCCUUUGUGCCCACCCAUUCCUACCCUGAGGAGGGUCUGGAAAUGCACCCUUUGGAGCGUGGUGGGGGCCACCACCGCCCAGACACCUCAACUCUCCACACUGAUGAUGGCUACAUGCCCAUGUCCCCAGGAGUGGCCCCAGUGCCUGGCAGCCGAAAGGGCAGUGGGGACUAUAUGCCUAUGAGCCCCAAGAGCGUGUCUGCCCCGCAGCAAAUCAUCAACCCCAUCAGACGCCAUCCCCAGAGAGUGGACCCCAAUGGCUACAUGAUGAUGUCCCCAAGCGGCAGCUGCUCCCCUGACAUUGGAGGUGGGUCCAGCAGCAGCAGCAGUGCUGCCCCUUCUGGGAGCAGCUAUGGGAAGCUAUGGACAAAUGGUGUAGGGGGCCACUACUCUCACGCCCUCCCACACCCCAAACUACCCAUGGAGAGCAGUGGGAGCAAGCUCUUGUCUUGUACAGGUGACUACAUGAACAUGUCGCCAGUGGGGGACUCCAACACUAGCAGCCCCUCUGACUGCUACUACGGCCCUGAGGACCCCCAGCACAAGCCAGUACUCUCCUACUACUCAUUGCCAAGGUCCUUUAAGCACACCCAGCGCCCUGGGGAGCUGGAGGAGACUGCCCGGCACCAGCACCUCCGCCUUUCCUCCAGCUCUGGUCGCCUUCUCUAUGCUGCAGCAGCAGAAGAUUCCUCUUCCUCCACCAGCAGUGACAGCCUGGGUGGGGGAUACUGUGGGGCUAGAUCCGAGCCCGGCCUCCCACAUCAUCUCCACCAUCAGGUCCUGCAGCCUCAUCUGCCUCGAAAGGUGGACACAGCUGCGCAGACCAACAGCCGCCUUGCUCGGCCCACGAGGCUGUCCCUGGGUGAUCCCAAGGCCAGCACCUUACCUCGGGCCCGAGACCAGCAGCAGCAGCCACCCCUGCUGCACCCUCCGGAGCCCAAGAGCCCAGGGGAAUAUGUGAAUAUUGAAUUUGGGAGUGAUCAGCCAGGCUACUUAUCUGGCCCCAUGGCUCCCCACAGCUCGCCUUCUGUCAGGUGUCCAUCCCAGCUCCAGCCAGCUCCCAGAGAGGAAGAGACUGGCCCUGAAGAAUACAUGAACAUGGACUUGGGGCCGGGCCGGAGGGCAGCCUGGCAGGAGAGCGCUGGGGUCCAGCCUGGCAGAGUAGGCCCUGCGCCUCCUGGGUCUGCUAGCAUGUGCAGGCCUACUCGGGCAGUGCCCAGCAGCCGGGGUGACUACAUGACCAUGCAGAUGGGUUGUCCCCGUCAGAGCUACGUGGACACCUCGCCAGUUGCCCCCAUCAGCUAUGCUGACAUGCGGACGGGCAUUGUUGUGGAGGAGGUGAGCCUUCCCGGGGCCACAGCGGCUGCUCCUUCCUCAACCUCAGCAGCCUCUGCUUCUCCUGCUGCACCUCAAGGGGCAGGGGAGCUGGGGGCCCGCUCUUCCCUGCUGGGGGGCCCGCAGGGACCUGGUGGCAUGAGCGCCUUCACCCGGGUGAACCUCAGCCCCAAUCGCAACCAGAGUGCCAAAGUGAUCCGUGCGGACCCGCAAGGGUGCCGGAGGCGGCAUAGCUCCGAGACCUUCUCCUCGACACCUAGUGCCACCCGGGCGGGCAAUAUGGUGCCCUUCGGAGCGGGGGCUGUGGUGGGGAGCAGCGGUGGUGGCAGCAGCAGCACUGAGGAUGUGAAGCGCCACAGCUCUGCUUCCUUUGAGAACGUGUGGCUGAGGCCUGGGGAGCUCGGGGGAGCCCCCAAGGAGCCAGCCCAAGUGUGCGGGGCUGCUGGGGGUUUGGAGAAUGGUCUUAACUACAUAGAUCUGGAUUUGGUCAAGGACUUCAAACAGCGCCCUCAGGAGCGCCCCUCUCAGCAGCAGCCUCCCCCACCCCCGGCCCCUCAUCAGCCUCUUGGCAGCAGUGAGAGCAGCUCCACCAGCCGCUCCAGUGAGGAUUUAAGCGCCUAUGCCAGCAUCAGUUUCCAGAAGCAGCCAGAGGACCUCCAGUAGCUCAACUGGACAUCACAGCAGAAUGAAGACCUAAAUGACCUCAGCAAAUCCUCCUUUAACUCAUGGGUACCCAGACUCUAAAUAUGUCAUGAUUCACAACCAGGACCUCACAUCUUCCUCCUCAGUAGAUGGUACGAUGCAUCCAUUUCAGUUUGUUUACUUUAUAACAAUCCUCAGGAGUUCGUUGACUGAACUGCACGUUCUAUAUUGUGCCAAGCAAAAAAGCACUGUGACACCAGAACAAUGAGUCUGCAUAAACUUCAUCUUCAACCUUAAGGACUUAGCUGGCCAUGUGAGCUGUUGGGCCCACCACCAUGCCACGAGAGAAUGGGUUCACUCUCAUUGCAUUUACAAGAUACGUUUAUUUCAUCUGCUGCUGAAACUGUGUACGACAAAGCAUCAUUGUAAAUUAUUUCAUUCAAAACUGUUCACGUUGGGUGGAGAGAGUAUUAAAUAUUUAACAUAGGUUUUGAUUUAUAUGUGUAAUUUUUUUAAUUAAAAUGGAACAUUUCUUACAGCACAUCUUUUUUUUGGAUGUGGAACUGAGGUAUACAAUGUUCUGUAAAGAGUGGAGCAGAUGCUUAAAACAAGGCUAACAGGUACAGAUAGGGUACGAACCUUGUUUUAAGAUUGUAAUUCAGAAAAAUAAUAUAAUAAGAAUCCUAGUGCCAUAGAUGGUUCUCAAUUGUAUAGAUUUAUUUGCUGAUACUAUCUCUUGUAAUAUAGCCCUGAUGUUGAGCUGAGAUCCUUACAAGAAUUCAUCUUAAUUUUGUAUUUUUCCUGUAAGGCAAUAGGCCAUAUUAAUUAAACUGAAGAAGGAUAUAUUCUACUGGGUGUUUUCAAGUGUCAGCUUAAAAUUGGCAAUUGAAUGGAAGCAAAAUUGUAAGAAAAGGAGAUCAAAGUCUUCCAUUGUAUAUACUGUAAAGAGGAGGAGACAUGGUGAUUCCUUCAAAUCAAAAGCUCUCUUUGGAAUGAACAAUGUGGGUGUUUGUAAAUUCUGGAAAUUUCUUUCUAUUCAUAAUAAACUAGAGACUGUUGAUCUUUUCUUCUCCCCCUCCCCCGACUUCUGUAAGCUUCCUGAUCCAUUACCACCAUUUUUUUCUGUGCACACAUUAGGUUAUUUCAUUUCCUGCAUUGUCUCAAGAAAGAUGCUAAGACAAGUGAGUACUUGUCUUUAAUUUCUAACCAGAAAUUAAAAUUCCAGACAGUGUUUUUCAUCAUGACCAGGGCUACACGUCACUUUCCUUAAGACUCUUAUCUCAUGUUUUUGGAAAACUUCCGGUGUUAGAAUAUUAACCCAAUGUGAUUUGGUCCAUUUGUCCUGGUGGGUACUGACCUAUUAGUGACUCAUUAAUAAAACCCAGUGUACAGAGAGCACAUCAAAGCAUAAUGACCUGUUAUGGAAACAUCUAGCCAGCAGUGAAAAUGUUAAUCCUUUUCUUGUUUGGACAGUACACACACGUUGGAAUUUUUCCUUGUGAAAAAGAAAUGGCAAUGAACAUACUAACAGAUAUUGCCUAGAGUUUUUCAUCUUUUUACCAGGAAACUUCCUAAAGGUUAAGUGAAUUAAUGCCAAUAUCAGGCUCCCUCAGAGUCUGCAUAAAUUUGCUAUCAGGAAUUUCCAGCCCUACUGUUGAGAGGAGCAACAUUUUAUUUCCCUGAAGGGUUGAGCUCCCUGGGUGGGGGAGGAGUUUCAAGGAAAGGGGCCAGGGUUGGGGGACAUCGCAGUGGCUGCUGCCCCUCAUCAACUGUUCGGGGACCCCUGCUCUACUCAAAAGGGAGUGGAAAUCAAUGGAACCCCUCAACCUGCUGGGGCCUGUGCUACUGUUAAUGCAACUGGGUGGCAAGUACCUCACAGACUGUUGUACGAUGUUCAUUGUUGCAGAUCCUAACCAUUUGCAUGCUCAUCAAUUUCUAAGAUAAAUAGGUCUGUAGUCAUAAGAGUCCAUUGUUUUCAAGGCACUGGCUGAAUUACAUCAUUUCCUACUAGGAGAGAACACUACCAAUUUAAAAAAUCUGAUAUGAAAGUUGUUUUUUUUACUCCUUUAUAAAAAGGCUUUCUUGGUCAAAUUCACUUUCAUUUUUCAAGUAUUCUGACUCAUACUUUUGCUAGUGUAGAAAGAAAGCAAACUUCCUGCUCUCUUCCAUUGAGGACAUAAGUAAAGAGAAAUGAAUGAAAAAAGUCAGCCCCAACCAUUUUCCUGUAAAACUGGUUAUUAUUUCUCAAGGAACGUAAUCUUUGAAUAUGUAUUACCGAGAUACCUCUGCAUGUGGAAUUAUCAACAUAUUUUGAGUGAGAACGGAGGUGACAGACUGGAAAAGCCAUCGCUUGGUUUCUAGUUCUCUAAUGUUUUGUUCAGUCCAAUAACACAGGGAGAAAUUCUUAUUUAAGCUGCUUCUAGUGGUCCCUGAGCUGGGUUUGGUGGUGGUAUCAAAUUUUACUGAUUUAAAACUGGAAGUUGCUGAUAUUUAAGGCAAAAACUCAUGGUCUGGCUGCCUGAGGAGUUGACCUUGAGCAACAUCAGCUGCUAAGUCCUCGUGUUCAUUUCCUAUUGAGGAGUGCUGGCUUUUAUCCAUUUCAAAGUAUUUGUACCCGCCAAGGGCUUACAUUACUGGGGCUUCUAGUGACCUCUGGUUAACCUGUAAGUUAGUGGUUUUUUCUUCAUGAGACCAACCUUUCACAGUGUUCUUUCUUGGAGACUUAGGCAGAGUUUUAAAACUCUCCUUUGUGGAAAGAACAAAUAGAUUUCAUGACUUUGAUGAUAUCUUCAUUCUGGGGAAAAAAAAAAAAAGGUCCUAGAACCAGCUAGAAGUGAAGAGAAUCCAUUAAUGAUCAACCACCUGAGUCAAUAAUGACAAUUCAGUACUGAUGUUACCUUUGUGGCUAUUUCUUGCUAACUUUCAAAGGUCAAGGACUCUCUUGACUAAUCUAGGUUGACUGUAAAAAUGGAUUUACUAAAAAUCAUCUAGCCAGAAGUAGAGAUUUUUAAUUUUUCUUUCCUUGACUAUUAUCUCCUAGUUGUCUUUUAAAUUUGAAAAACUUAAAGUAUUGAGACAAUUUUACUCUACUGUAAGAAACACUAGUUUACAAAACUGAAGCCCCAUUUUGUUCAAUCUUGCAUCCUGAGUGCUAUAUGCCAGGUAGUUGAAAACUUUAAUUUUGUUUACUGCAGGUGGUUUAAAAAUGGGGGGAGGUGAGCUCACUGUCCACUGACAAAAGAGCCGUGAAAAAUGGGAGAGACGUGAAGGGCUCUGACUGCUUUGGGAGAGCUCGGUAGGUAGCCCAUCACACAAGUUGGUGCGGAAACCAGAGACACUGGGAAUCAAGACCUUGAUUGGAGAGCGACAGGACCCUUUGGAAGGCAUGCCAAGGAGAAUGGAUGGAAGCCAAAUACGAAAUUGCUUCUUUGCAAUGACUUGACAGGGGAGUUAGUAUUCCUGGGAUGUUGUGUCUGUUCGUUGGAGGCAAUGCUGCAUUCAUAUAGGCUGCUGAAAAAUUUGAGGGGAAGAAGCAUGCACUUCUAGGGAUGUUAGGAAAUGUGACCUUGCCAAUACUAAGAGAAAGACCUCCAGUCUGUGAACUUAGUUAUGGAGAGCAAAAAUAGCUUUCUUGCAGUCAGUGGAACAUCAAAGGUUAAACACUGGUGCCUUUUGGUCAUUUCCAAAGCCAAGCCAGAAAAGAUCUUGGAGGUCCUUCCAUAGCUCUGUAAAUCAGUCUCCUGUGAGUGGAUAGAGAAGGUGCAGGUCAGUUGGCAUGAUGGGUGGCCCCCACUGCUUGUAAUGAGAGCAUCACCUGAGGUGCUUGGAGGAGGUAGAAUGAUACUGAAAGUGUUUGACCCUAUUCUUAAGUAAUUUAUCAGUAAUAAAGAGCUUAUAAUUAGCUAAUAAGAUUAGAAAACGUGUGAUGUAGCUGGAGAGUUGUCUUCCUUUCCUAGUUUGAUGACUUGGUAUUUGUGAUAUAUACACCAAGAGAACUGGUGUUUUAGACUUCAGCUGGCCUUUAAAUCUCUCUCUUUGCUUCUGUUGUUAAUUUCCCCAGUGUUAACCAAAAUACCACAUGAUAGGACAAAUUCAGUGAACAGGACAACUUGUCUGUAUUUGUAUAGACAUCUUUAGUGCUGUUGUUUUUCCUUUUUCGAGCUUUGCUAUUGGCUUAGGAAUGUAGUUCCCAGAACAAUUUUUCUUACAAGGUUCUUUCCUUACACCUCUUGGCUACAGGGUGGGCCAAAUGAAAUACGUAUAUAUUUUUUCCUUUAAUGUAUGUGCAGUUUGGUUUAUCAUCUUGAGAUGGUGGUGCUGCUCAUGGUGCUACUUCAUCUGUGUACAAAAGGACCAAUGCAUGGUCUGUAUUGCUACCAAAACAUUUAUUGUAUAUAUGUGUAUAACAUAUGUAUUAUGUAUAUAUGUACUGGGUACCAGGCCAGGUAUAUAUUUUUAUUUAGAAGUGUUUCACUUUUCCAAGUUUUCUUUGUAGUGUUAUGCUUAUUUUCAGUUUUUUCUCCCCCCAAUUCUGUCUGGUACUUAGAACUGUAGUGUCUUCAUCGUUAAUUAAAGAAAACUGUCUAAAUGAA
Messenger RNA from Equus caballus (horse), 8791 nucleotides. RefSeq names its product insulin receptor substrate 1 (gene IRS1). Gene Ontology annotation, cellular component: cytosol; plasma membrane. Gene Ontology annotation, biological process: insulin receptor signaling pathway. The record is from RefSeq and is a predicted model, not a curated record. Gene Ontology annotation, molecular function: phosphatidylinositol 3-kinase binding; insulin receptor binding. NCBI's taxonomy places the organism in Eukaryota, Metazoa, Chordata, Mammalia, Perissodactyla, Equidae.